AUGGAAAUGGAGAUGGAAAAGGGUGUGAAGAGAUGGUUGGUCAACAUAUCACAGUGGAAUCCCACACCCAAUGAAUUCUACAUCGCCAUGUCUGUUUUACCUCAAGAACAACACUCCUCUGUCACCAGGUUUAUGAAAACUGAAGACCAAAAGAGGGCACUUGUGAGCCGGCUGUUGCAGUAUGCACUUGUGCAUGAGGUUCUAGAGAUUCCAUUUGAAGAGAUUAUCAUCAUUCGAACUCCUGAAGGCAAGCCGUAUCUGGAAAGCCAUAAGAACAGUAUGAAAUUUCCAAAUUUCAACUUUAAUGUAUCUCAUCAUGGUGACUAUGUGGCGAUAGCCUCUGAGCCCAUUUGCCUUGUGGGUUUAGACAUUGUAUGUUGCGUCAAUCCUGGGAAAGAAACGGUUUCAGAGUUCAUUCACAAUUUCUCAUCAUACUUUUCAAGUUCAGAAUGGGAAAAGAUUGUCAAUGCUGGUUCUGAUGAUCAUGUCCUGGACGUUUUUUUCAGGAAUUGGUGUUUGAAGGAAGCAUUCGUGAAGGCCUUAGGAACAGGAGUUGGGUAUAAAUUAGAUUAUGUGGAGUUUCAACACAAAGAUUGGGCUGAUAUAUAUGUCAAAGUAGAUGGAGAUACAUUGAAGGACUGGAAUUUCUGGCUUUUUGAACUUCAAGGGAGACAUCGGGUUGCGGUUGCUAGGGGUCACCCAAGAAUGGCCUCUGAAAGUUACAAGAAAACUCUCAAACAGACUCAUUUUGACAAUGAUCUUUACAAACUAGGUUUCCAUUUACCAAAUCCAAGGUUUCUUACAAGAACAGUUGAAGAACUUUGUGCCCUUUUCCCUUUAUGUUCAUACAAAACUUCAUUUUGA
This is a messenger RNA of Lactuca virosa, 864 nucleotides long. The record is from the annotation of a GenBank genome assembly. Lineage: Eukaryota; Viridiplantae; Streptophyta; Magnoliopsida; Asterales; Asteraceae.